CCAAUGUUAUAAUAAAUACAACUUUACAUUGUCCCAAGAUAAAAAGCAAAAACUUUAGGGAAGGAUAAACCCCAAUUGGACGAGAGUUUUACACUGAGCUUCGGAGAGAUCGAAUUUAUUCGUACGAUCUUGGCAUCAAUUAUCAAGAAAAAUCAAAAAGAUUGAAUCUUUUUGUUGGGUUUGUUGAUUAAGAUGUCUGGGAUAGCUUUACUCAUUGAUUUGUUAAGUAAAAAUCCAAGCUUUAAUUCUCAAGCUUUUCAAUCUUGCCGAUCUUUCUCUGCAACUCUCGCUGCUUCUGCCGCCGCCGCCUCUGUUGCAUCCCCUUUGCUGUCUAGAUCAUCUUUUGGCGUUGGUAGAAAAGUUGCUUACUGCGAUGCUGGUGCAACGUUACCUGAAGAUGCUUAUGCUUUAUCUGGCAUACGAUCUCCACCUAAAACUAUCUUUGAGAGUGAACAAUAUAAUUACAGCAGUAAAGAGUACUACAUACAGCUUAAACCUUUGUUAUCAGCUUUUCAUUGGAAGUCUUUUUCUCUGAUUACACUGAGGUCAUUCCUGUUACAUUUUUUACCCCUUGUGGAGCCUCGUGCAACCAUAGAAGAGGAUGAAGAUGAUGAGGACUUCUUACAAGACCCUCCUGCGAGACGAGAUGUAGAUUUGGUUGUUCCCUUUAAGAAAUCGGUAAAGCAAAUUAUCCGCGAGACAACGGUUUUAACCACUCGAAGGAUUUUGGAACGACUUGCUCUUUGUUAUGUUUCACAGCGGACAGCAUCGAAACUUAUUAAAGAUGUUUCCUUAUCAGCCACACGCAAGGCUGGAAGAGACCUACCUAUUACAGUUUAUUUCUUCAGAGUUACCAGAACUACCUUCAGAGGACAUUUUCUUGGAGUUGCUGCAACAUGGCUUGUCCAAGUGGCUAUCGAUACGUAUCGCUUCUUAUCUUCUAUUUUUAGGACUGAAGAGUCGGAAACUAUAGACAAGGCCGAGCAAUUCAAGCGCCUCCAGAAGAGGGUUUAUACUAUUACUAUAAGGUGUGGUGCAUCACUUAUUUUUGCCUCUAUUGGAGCAGGAAUAGGUGCAACGAUCAUUCGCCCCUCCAUGGGUCAAACCAUAGGGUGUGUACUUGGAGACUUGGCAGGGCCGCCUAUAGUGGCCUAUUGUUUUGAUAUGGUUAAUCGUCCGGGCCUUACAAGUCCAUAGGCUAAAAAGAUGCUGAUUAUUUAAUAAAACUUUCCUGUAGCCUCGAAGCCAGCUAAAUACUGGUGUUCAAGCACUUUUCUUUCUUUUUUUUUUUUUUGGGUGUCAGGACAGGCACUUUUCUUUCAAAUUAACUAUUCUAUGCAAAAUUGUAAACUAGACUUUUCUCAAAAUAUAUGUUCUUUGUGACUGCUAUUGAGUUGUCUUUGCAAUCAUAACACCGUUCUUUUUAAGACA
Daucus carota subsp. sativus is the source of this 1431-nucleotide messenger RNA. RefSeq lists its product as uncharacterized. The coding region runs from base 193 to 1197 and encodes 334 amino acids. Lineage: Eukaryota; Viridiplantae; Streptophyta; Magnoliopsida; Apiales; Apiaceae. The record is from RefSeq and is a predicted model, not a curated record. The transcript has 6 exons.